Messenger RNA from Myotis myotis, 3280 nucleotides. It is a transcript of the gene RIGI, whose product is annotated as DExD/H-box helicase 58. Gene Ontology annotation, cellular component: cytoplasm. Bases 128 to 2914 code for a protein of 928 amino acids. The transcript has 18 exons. Gene Ontology annotation, molecular function: ATP binding; double-stranded RNA binding; single-stranded RNA binding. Lineage: Eukaryota; Metazoa; Chordata; Mammalia; Chiroptera; Vespertilionidae. The record is from RefSeq and is a predicted model, not a curated record.
CAGUUUCGAUUUCCACGGCAGCUCUGCCUCUCCCCGCCGGCAUCCUGAAAAAGCGCCUCCUGCUCGCUGUGCGCUUUAAAAGUGGGGCGCUGGUGAGGAGGGCCUUUGCGGGAGCCCAGCUGCAGGCAUGACGGCCGAGGAGCGGCGGAAUCUGCACGCCUUCCGGGACUAUGUCACCAAGAUUCUGGACCCUACCUACAUCCUGAGCUACAUGGCCCCCUGGUUUAAGGAGGAUGAGGUGCAGUAUAUUCAAGCUGAGAAAAACAACAAGGGUGUGAUGGAGGCUGCUACACUUUUUCUCAAGUUCCUAUUGGAGCUGCAGGAGGAAGGCUGGUUUCGUGGCUUUUUGGAUGCUCUUCACCAUGCAGGUUAUUCUGGACUUUAUGAAGCCAUUGAAAGCUGGGAUUUCCACAAAAUAGAAAAGUUGGAGGAACAUAGAUCACUUUUAAGGCGUUUGCAACCAGAAUUUAAAACCAGAAUUAAUCCAAAUGAUAUCCUUCCUGAACUAUCUGAAUGUUUAAUUAAUCAGGAAUGUGAAGAAAUUAGACAGGUUUGUUCCAACAAGGGGCCGAUGGCAGGUGCAGAGAAAAUGGUUGAAUGCCUUCUCAGAUCAGACAAGGAGAACUGGCCCAAAUAUUUGAAACUUGCUUUGGAGAAAGAAGAGAGCAAUUUUAGUGAACUUUGGAUUAUAGAGAAAGGUGCAAAAGAGGAAACGAAAGAGCUUGAGGAUGGAGAAAUAGAAUCUUCCGACGUACAGAUUUUCUACAAGGAAGAACCAGAAUGCCAGAAUCUUAGUCAGAAUUCAUGUCCACCUUCAGAAGCAUCUUGUACUCAGAGCCCAAUUAAGCCAAGAAAUUACCAACUAGAGCUCGCUCGUCCUGCUUUAGAAGGGAAAAACAUAAUAAUAUGUGCUCCUACUGGUUGUGGGAAAACCUUUGUUGCACUUCUCAUAUGUGAACAUCAUCUUCAGAAAUUUCCACGAGGACAAAAGGGGAAGAUUGUGUUUUUUGCUAAUCAACUCCCAGUGUAUGAACAGCAGAAAUCCGUCUUCUUAAAAUAUUUUGAAAGACAUGGGUACAAAAUUGCAGGCAUUUCUGGAGCCACAGUUGAAAAUAUCUCAGUGGAUCAGAUUGUUGAGAACAAUGACAUCAUCAUUUUAACUCCACAGAUUCUUGUGAACAGCCUUAAAAAUGGGACUAUUCCAUCACUAUCUGUCUUUACUUUGAUGAUAUUUGAUGAAUGCCACAACACCAGCAAACUCCAUCCUUACAAUGUGAUCAUGUUUCAUUAUCUAGAUCAGAAACUUGGAGGAUCUUCAGACCCACUGCCCCAGGUCAUUGGGCUGACUGCCUCGGUUGGCGUUGGGGAUGCCAAAAACACAACGGAAGCCACGGAGUAUAUCUGCAAGCUGUGCGCUUCUCUUGACACAUCAGUGGUGGCAACAGUCAAAGACAACUUGGAGGAACUGGAGGAGAUUGUUUAUAAGCCCCAGAAGUUUUUCAGGAAAGUGAAAUCACGGACCACCAACACAUUUAAAUGUAUCAUCUCUGAGCUGAUGAAGGAGACAGAGAGUCUGGCAAAGAGCAUCUUUGGUGAACUUGGUACCAUAAGUCUCGAAAACUUAUCUCAGUUUCAAAACAGGAAUUUUGGAACACAGAAAUAUGAACAGUGGAUCGUUGCAGUUCAGAAAAAGUGCGCGGUGCUGCACCUGCCAGACAAAGACAAGGAAAGCAGGAUUUGUACAGCACUUUUUUUGUACACUUCACAUCUGCGGAAAUUUAAUGAUGCCCUCCUUAUCAAUGAGCAUGCACGGACGAAAGAUGCCCUGGAUUACUUGAAAGACUUCUUCAGCAAUGUCCGCUCAGCAGGAUUUGAUGAGAUAGAGCAAGAUCUCACUCGCAGAUUUGAAGAAAAGUUGCCAGAACUAGAGAGCAUUUCUAUGGAUCCCAGCAACGAGAACCCUAAACUGAAGGACCUCUGCUUCAUCUUGCAAGAGGAGUACCACUUAAACCCAGAAACCAGAACCAUUCUCUUUGUUAAAACCAGAGCACUUGUGGAUGCUUUAAAGAAAUGGAUUGAGGAAAAUUCUAAACUCAGCUUUCUAAAACCUGACAUAUUGACUGGACGUGGCAAAACAAAUCAGAACAUAGGAAUGACCCUCCCAGCACAGAAGUGUGUACUGGAUGCAUUCCGAGCCAGUGGCGAUAAGAAGAUUCUGAUCGCCACCUCAGUUGCUGAUGAAGGCAUCGACAUUGCGCAGUGCAAUCUGGUCAUUCUGUACGAGUACGUGGGCAAUGUCAUCAAAAUGAUCCAAACCAGAGGCAGAGGAAGAGCAAGAGGUAGCAAAUGCUUUCUUCUGACUAGUAAUGAUGAUGUAAUUGAAAAAGAAAAAAUAAACAUCUACAAAGAAAAAAUGAUGAAUGACUCCAUUCUAAGCCUCCAGGCAUGGGAUGAAACAGUAUUUAAAAAAAAGAUUCACCAGAUCCAGAUUCAUGAAAAAUUCAUCAGGGAUAGUCAAGGAAAAGCAGAACCUGCACUUGAUAAGAAAAAUAAAAAACUGCUCUGCAGAAAGUGCAAAGCCUUUGCUUGUCAUACAGCAGAUAUAAGAGUGAUAGAGGAAUGCCAUUACACUGUGGUUGGAGAUGCUUUCAAGGAGUGCUUCGUGACUAAGGCACACCCCAGACCAAAGAGUGUGGGGAUUUUUGAGAAGAAAGCAAAGGUAUUCUGUGCCAGACAGAACUGCAGCCACGACUGGGGCAUCCAAGUGAAGUAUAAGACAUUUGAGAUCCCAAUCAUAAAAAUUGAAAGUUUUGUGGUGGAGGAUAUUGCAACUGGAGAGCAGAGACUGUAUGCAAAGUGGAGGGACUUUCAUUUUGAGAAGCUACCAUUUGAUCCUGCAGAAAUGUCCAAAUGACCUCAGGACCACAAGUUUCUACUACAGCGAAUGGGUGAUCAUGAGUGAAGAAGAAAUUAUCCCUAGUAGGCAGAUCGCUUGUACCACAUGAAGAUAUUUACCUAAGGCUUGUACUGUACUAAAUAUUUAUCACUUUACUCACCUUCUGUUCAUAGUUUUCAACAGUUUGUAUGAUAUCAUAUACAUAAAGCAUAUAGGAGUGAAUCAGACCCUCAAUGAUUCCUAGGCCAAUAGAGCUCUAAGUACUUGGGACAAAUUUUAAAGCCUCACCUUGUUCUCUUUCUAUUCUUCCCUUUGGAACCAACUGUCAGUGUAUACCCAGUAGCCACUCAGUAUACAUUAGAAUAAAUAAAUGAAUGGAUGGAA